AUGCAAGUCAGUGAGGAGCUGCAUAAACUCACAGCAUCUGCCCUGGCCCUGAUCCUGGCAGCUUCCUUCCUCACCUUCUCCUGGAGUGCCCCUCAGGCUCAUUUCCAAAGGAGAAACUGGACUCCUCAGGCCAUGCUCUAUUUGAAGGGUGCACAGGGACGUCGCUUCAUUGCAGAUGAGAGCCAGAGGAAGGACCUGUAUGACAGAGUGCAGCUUGAAACACGCAGCCAUAAAACAAAUCCUUUAUCUCUUUCUGAAGCUACUGCACUGUUCAUUAGUUCCUUACAGAAAGCACAAGAAGUGGAAGAGGAAAAUGGUGAUCACCCUGGCUACCUGGCAGACAAUCUAUCAAAUUGGUGAAAUUAUUUAAAAUGUCUUUAACAUCUGUACAGCUUUGAGCCUGAAAGCAUAACUUGUGUAAGUAGAGUGUUUCAUCCAUUCUCACUGGGUUUUCCAAAGAAUAAGGUGUUUUCACAGUGCAAAAUUUUGAAUGCAAACAGAUUAAAAGGUACUGGUUCAGAUGAAGAAAGUGUCUGUAAAGUUCCUGCUUUCUUUAGAGCAUUCUGUAUGUCCCAUCCAAAAAUUAAAAUACAUGGUACCAUCUCACAUGAAAAGAUGAUUAAAACAAUCUUUUUGGACAACCACUUAAUUAGAAAGUUUUUUCAAUUGUCAUUGGGAAACUUUUUACCACCUUCCACUCACUCAAUAUUGAAUCUUUUUAAACUCUGAUAAAGACAGGUUCCAUUACUACUUCACCGGUGGCCCUGUAGACUGCUGAUGGUCAAUAAAUUCAGAGAGAUAUGAAAACAUUCCAGCUAUCUGUGACUGCAAAGCUGGUGAUUUUUUAGUUUUUUGUUUGUUUGUUUGGCAGACAUCAGUCAGCAUAGAGAAUAGGCAGCAGCACUUUUUGCCCCAGUUCACUCCCACAGAAAUACUCUGAAUCGUCCUACUGAGAAAGUCCCAGCACAUAAAGACAGUUUGGGGACAGGUCUUGCAUUAUCAGGGCCUCAUUAAUGACUGCAUUGUGAUUGUAUUUUUUUGCUCUUUCCUUCUGAGUUGUAGAACUGGAAUUAUGCAUAAAUCUGUUAAUUAUCAUUCUGUGCUGAUAAGGAUGUAUUAUUUAUGUAGUUCUGUGGUCUUACUGGAAAGCCCUCUGUAAUUCUAAUGUAAUUAAAGAGUAGCCACAUGAUUUCUCUGUCCAAGCAACUGUUUCAUUUUUUUAACCUUCUACCCUAAUCACACUCUUCAUCUUUUAAUGUUAAAUUCCCCUGAUCUUUCUCAUAACACUGCUAAUUAAACUAUGAUGUUGCUUCUCCUCAACCCAAAGAAACACAGCUGAAGGAACAGAGGAAUUAAUUUGUUUCAUGGGGUUAAAGGCACUUUCAGUCAUUGUUUAUAAUCUUUAUCACUUCAUGGAGGAACAUAACAGGUGAAAUCAAAGUGUCCUGCUCUGUUCACUUUUAAGCACUACUUUAUCUUCCAAUGGCAGUGUGUGUUGUAUGAAAGAACACAUCCUUGAUGAACUUCACCUCAAGGCCAGUGGAAUCCACCAGAACCCUUUCCCUAAUUUAGUUGUCCUUUGUCUUGAACAUAUUUGGAAUAUCUCAGGUGCAUCUAAGUGAUUUUCCAGCAUGUUUUACAGGAUCAUCAGUCCAUGCUCAGACAGAAAAUAGUAUGGAGUCAGAGAACAUAGUCCUAGAAUGGCCUAGUUUGGAAGGGACCUAGAAGAUCAUCAAGUUCCAAAUGCCCUGCCAUAAACUGGGACACCUUCCACUAGAAAACUGAAAAGUUAGAGGGGUUAUACAUAUUUUGGUUUAUCAAUGUCUUGAAAUUUAUAUGCCCCUGCCCGUCCCAGUGAUACAGAAACUGUACUCAGCCUAUUCCUAGCUGACAGAUUUUUGUGCAUGUUCCUGAUUGAAGGUCUCAAGCUUAAACAUUUCCUUUACGAAUAUGAUGAAACAGAAUAAACCUUCUGCCUUGCUGGUGAGCUGUAUGUGAAACCCCACUAACUUCCAUCUGGAAGACAAUACCUUAUGUAACAGGGAGCUGCUACCAAGUUUGUCAGGUGUCAGUAGCUGUUGGGAGUGUAUGGCAUUUAAUUUAGGCAAUCUGUUGCUGUGGCUGAAUGAGAAGCCGUUCCCACGGUGCUAUAAAUUCAACAUACAGAAGUGUUUUGCUGUAGAUAAAUUGCCUUGUUAGUAAUUGUUAAUCCUGGAAUCAAGGCAAAACUAACAUGAGCCCAAGGCGCGGGGCAGAGGUGGCUUUGGCCACUGCAGGACCUGAAUCUGAGAAUUCAGAUUAGUCCUAUCUCAAAAGCUGUGCAUUUUCUAAGACCAGGAGGGUGCUCAAAGCAUGGGAGCAUGCUGAAACACACACAGCUUUUCUGCUUUACAAGACAGUUUUGAAAUACAUGCAAUAAAUACAGAUUUCUCGAUUUAUUUAUAAAAACAUCAACUUUAAAUCAAUAUGCCUCUUAUAUGGUAUUUCUUUGGGACUCUCAGCCAUUACAUCUUUUGACUCUGUA
This is a messenger RNA of Parus major (Great Tit), 2524 nucleotides long. It is a transcript of the gene SPX, whose product is annotated as spexin hormone. Gene Ontology annotation, molecular function: neuropeptide hormone activity. Gene Ontology annotation, biological process: positive regulation of gastro-intestinal system smooth muscle contraction. The record is from RefSeq and is a predicted model, not a curated record. Gene Ontology annotation, cellular component: cytoplasm. The coding region runs from base 1 to 360 and encodes 119 amino acids. The transcript is spliced from 6 exons. NCBI's taxonomy places the organism in Eukaryota, Metazoa, Chordata, Aves, Passeriformes, Paridae.